CUGACAAGAGGGAGACUGGCUUUUCUGAGUUUGUCAGCUCCCCUAAAAUAGCAGACAGCGUGUAAAUGUGAACUGAAAUUACAUUUAUCCAGUGGAGCCACCGAUAUAGAGUGUCUAUAUACAGCGACUGACUUGGGAGUAAAGGUUGUGGUGCAGUCUGCUGAAGAGCGAAGAGUGCAUUGUGAAGAGUGAAAGAGCACAUACAAGAAGAGGGGCUGUUGCACAAUGUGCUAGGAGUGUGGGGAAGGAAAGCCUUUUGUUUUCUGAUAUUGUUAAGGUGCCAGAGAGACCAUAAAGGACGCAGGCAAUGGGGCGGAAGAAGAUACAGAUCACCAGGAUCAUGGAUGAGCGGAACAGACAGGUUACCUUCACAAAGAGGAAGUUUGGCUUGAUGAAAAAGGCCUAUGAGCUGAGCGUACUAUGUGACUGUGAGAUAGCCCUCAUCAUUUUCAACAGCUCUAACAAACUGUUCCAGUACGCCAGCACAGACAUGGACAAAGUGCUGCUGAAAUACACAGAGUACAACGAGCCCCAUGAGAGCAGAACCAACUCUGACAUUGUAGAGGCGCUAAACAAGAAAGAACACAGAGGUUGUGAUAGCCCGGACCCUGAUGCCUCAUAUGUCCUCACUCCUCACACAGAAGAAAAGUAUAAAAAAAUUAAUGAGGAGUUUGAUAAUAUGAUGAGAAAUCAUAAAAUCCCCACAGCAUUGCCUCAUCAGAACUUCUCCAUGCAUGUGGCAGUGCCUGUGUCCAAUCCUAAUGCCAUGUACCAGCCAGGAGGGACUCUGGGCAGCCAGGCCCUGGCAGCAGCUACAGCCUCCUUGACUGACAGUGGGAUGCUGUCCCCUCCACAGGCCUCUCUGCACAGGAAUGUGGGCUCCAGUGGAGGCCCCCAGAGGCCCACCAGUGCAGGAAGUGCAGGUGGCAUGCUGGAUAAUACAGACCUUUCAGUGCCAACUGGUGCGGGCUCCAGCCCAGCAGGGAACGGUUUUGUUAACUCCAGGGGCUCUCCAGGCCUCCUCAGCACACCCAGUGGCAAUGGCCUGGGUAAAGUUAUGCCCACCAAGUCUCCACCACCCCCUGGGGGGAAUAUGGGAAUGGGAAGCCGCAAGCCAGACUUAAGGGUUGUUAUCCCUCCUUCAAGCAAAGGGAUGAUGCCCCCACUGUCGGAGGAGGAGGAAAUGGAUUUGAACACCCAGAGGAUAAGCAGCUCCCAGUCUACCCAGCCACUGGCCACUCCAGUGGUGUCUGUUACCACCCCCAGCUUACCCCCACAGGGCCUGGUCUACUCAGGCAUGCCCACCUCCUACAACCCUGCUGAGUACUCCCUCAGCAGUGCAGAGAUCUCUUCCCUGCAGGGUUUCAGCUCUCCUGGGCUCUCACUAGGCUCCAUGUCGGCAUGGCAACAGCAUCAACUGGGCCAGGCAGCUCUUAAUUCUUUGGUUGGUGGAGGUCACCUACCUCAGGGUUCCAACUUAUCCAUCAGCACCAGCCAGAGCAUAAACAUCAAGUCCGAGCCCAUUUCACCACCUCGGGAGCGUGUCACCCCAUCUGGCUUCACCCCUCAGCAGCCACAGCAAGGGUCCAGCCGGCAGGAAGUUCUGGGACGUUCACCUGCUGACAGCCUCAGCUCCUCCUGUAGCUCAUAUGACGGCAGCGAUAGGGAAGACCACCGGCCAGACUUCCACUCCCCGCUGGGGCUGGGCAGACCCCCUGCUGGCACUGAGGAGAGGGAGAGUCCCUCAGUCAAGCGUUUGCGCAUGGAUACAUGGGUGACAUAAAGAGCCCCGAAAAUGCUUUCAGUCACCAGCCGGUCAGAGAGAGGGAGGGGUUAGACAUAGAGACGAAAGAAAGAGCGAGGGUCCUUAGAGCUAUCGUUAUAGAUUAUUCAACUCCAUUUCAAUUUGUAAGACUGAGAUGUAAUGUAAUAAUACACGUGGGGACAUAUCUAAAGUAAAUUCUCAAACUGAGUAAGAUUAAAUCAAUCUCAGUUAGCUGGACUGAAUUAUAUGCACAAGCAGGUGGUAUCAGGUACUUGGUGCAAUUCAGAUGACGUUUGCAGAAGAAAGAUGUUCAGAGAGAAUUGUUAAACAAUAGGCACUAGGUUAUUGUAGUCACUGGUCUAGUCAGACACUUACAUGUAGUUGCUGUGUUGCUGUUGUGCUUGCAAGUUGCAAACAAUCAGAGGAAGUUGUGUUGCUUUCAGGCUGAGGACCCUUACAUAUGAUGUUCACUGCAAGAACUAUCCUUUAAAUCAUGCUGUACAAGACCUUUAUCUCAAGUGGCCUCGUCUAAUUUAUUGAAUCAAUUGAUCAGGAGAUGAAGACAGAAUGAAGUAUAACUAAACAGGAAUUUUGCUCAUACAGUUAACAGUU
Molecule: messenger RNA, 2377 nt
Organism: Monopterus albus (swamp eel)
Lineage: Eukaryota; Metazoa; Chordata; Actinopteri; Synbranchiformes; Synbranchidae
Gene: mef2aa
Product: myocyte enhancer factor 2aa
Exons: 11
Coding region: 308-1783 (491 amino acids)
Biological process (GO): positive regulation of transcription by RNA polymerase II; cell differentiation
Molecular function (GO): histone deacetylase binding; DNA-binding transcription factor activity, RNA polymerase II-specific; protein dimerization activity
Source: RefSeq, a predicted model, not a curated record